AAAAUCCUGCGAUUAAGCAAAAACCCUCGCGCUUUCGGUCAUUUUUCAGGCCUCAUUGUGUUGGCGGCGAUGGCGAUGCAGCGGGCGCUGAGGGCGUACCUGGAAGUGCUGCGGCUUGUGCGACACCUCCCUCCGGAGACCCGGCCUUACUACUGCAAGUACGCCCGCGAGAAUUUCGUCAAUUACCGCGACCUGGACGAGUCGGCCUCCCUCGACGAGCUGCUGCAGCGCGCCUACGCCCACAGCACCUGGGUCCUCGACAAGUACGCCGUGGAUCAAUUGGCCGCUAACAAGCUGAAGCAGAUCUGCAGCAGUUGAGCAGAUGAGCGGGCAGUCUCUUUGCCUUCCAGGUCGAUGUUGUCAGGAGGUUCCAGUCGCUAGUCCCCCACCACUUGUCGUGACGGGUUCACAUAUUUUGGGCUUUUUGGUGUACUUGUUACAUUUUAUAUACUUGUGACGUAUAACUGUACUCGUGGAUUUUUAUCGAGUUUUGGUCUACUGCCUUUGUUUUCUGCUGUGUUGGAUUUUUGUUGUGGGUUUAAGUUUUCCGUUGUAUUAGUGGAGUAAAUUUUAUUUAAAUAAAUUGUGUGGUUGUGUCAGCCAGAGGCUGAGUUAAUAUAAACAGCGUGGAUUGUUAACUA
Molecule: messenger RNA, 641 nt
Organism: Zingiber officinale
Lineage: Eukaryota; Viridiplantae; Streptophyta; Magnoliopsida; Zingiberales; Zingiberaceae
Product: LYR motif-containing protein At3g19508-like
Exons: 3
Coding region: 70-318 (82 amino acids)
Source: RefSeq, a predicted model, not a curated record